Messenger RNA from Peronospora farinosa, 258 nucleotides. NCBI's taxonomy places the organism in Eukaryota, Oomycota, Peronosporomycetes, Peronosporales, Peronosporaceae. The record is from the annotation of a GenBank genome assembly.
AUGCAGUCGAAGGAGGCUUUGGCAGCUCCUGUCGAUGUUGACUCGCGUGACUUCGUGCUGAAGUUUUCGGUUCAAAUCGAUGGUGGUCAGCGACCAGGAGGACGUUACUUGGCAGUUGGGAUCAACAGUAAUUUGCUCGUUGGUCCUCCGCUAGCUGGCCUUUCAGCCCCGUCCAGCGAGGAAUGUGUCGAUCGCUUGGAAGUCCAAUUGGAAGCUCGAUUCAUCGCUCUUAGACACGCGACGCGCCAGCGUAUCUAA